Molecule: messenger RNA, 577 nt
Organism: Solanum pennellii
Lineage: Eukaryota; Viridiplantae; Streptophyta; Magnoliopsida; Solanales; Solanaceae
Product: dirigent protein 23-like
Exons: 1
Coding region: 184-555 (123 amino acids)
Source: RefSeq, a predicted model, not a curated record
CAAUUCUACUUCUAUUGCUUUUCUUUAUUCUUAUGUCAAUGGCUCAAGGUAUUGUAUUAAGACCAAAGCUGUUGAAAAAUGUUUCGAUGAUCUUCCUCAUGCAAAACAAAAGGUAACUGAAUUUAUUUUCAUGACAUAGUUAGUGAUAAAAAUCCAACUGCGGUCCAAAUAGCCCAGGCCAACAUGACUGCCAAAUCCCCAACUUUCUUUGGGUAUGUUGCAAUGGCGGACGACCCACUAACAGCUGGAUCAGAGCCCAAUUCAACAAUAGUGGGUCGAGCCCAAGGGACAUAUGGUUCAACUGAUCAAAAUGAGAUUGGCAUUCUCAUGACUCUCAACUUUGUGUUUACAACUUGCGAGUACAAUGAUAGCACACUAAGUGUACUUGGUUGGAUUUCUGUAUUUCAUCAAUAUCGUGAGAUGCCAAUUGUUGAUGAUUCUGGAGUUUUUCGGUUGGCUCAGGGAAUUGCCACGGCGAAGACGUAUUGGUUCAAUAUGAUCAAUAGGGAUGCUAUUGUUGAGUAUAAUGUUAUAGUCCUACAUUAUAAUAUUUAAUUUGAAGUACUAUGUUAAUUAU